Messenger RNA from Cariama cristata (Red-legged seriema), 300 nucleotides. Its product is annotated as mpv17-like protein 2. Gene Ontology annotation, biological process: mitochondrial ribosome assembly. The annotation marks the transcript as partial. NCBI's taxonomy places the organism in Eukaryota, Metazoa, Chordata, Aves, Cariamiformes, Cariamidae. Gene Ontology annotation, cellular component: membrane; cytoplasm. The transcript is spliced from 3 exons. The record is from RefSeq and is a predicted model, not a curated record.
CCACUGAUGCACUACUGGUACCUCUGGCUGGACACCGCCUUCCCGGCGCGGGGUGUGCGGGGGCUGAAAACCAUCCUGAAGAAAGUCUUUAUCGACCAGCUGGUGGCAUCGCCCACCCUGGGUGCCUGGUACUUCCUCGGCAUGGGCACGCUGGAGGGCCAGUCUCUAGAGGAGAGCUGGGAGGAGCUGAAGGAGAAAUUUUGGGAGUUUUACAAGGCUGACUGGUGCAUCUGGCCGGCGGCUCAGCUCAUGAAUUUCCUCUUCGUCCCAACCAAGUCACGGGGGGGUUACCUGAACCGG